AAUAAAUUUGCUUUCAGUCGUCAAACAAAUUUUCAGGUGCACUCAAAGUUCAAUCAAAUUCACCAACUCGGCUAAAAUCCAGUCAAGCUGAAGACAUAGUGAGGUGAGCACAACUUCAUCCAUUUAAUUUACUUUGUCAUAGAGCCACUAGUAGUCCGAUGGACUGAUUAGAAAUGUAAUACUUAAACCAAAAGUCGAGACGAAAGGUAGAAAUUGUUGUCCAGUGGAAAUAAGAGCAUCCUUGGAUAUAAUUAAUCUAGAUUAAAACUGAGGCGGUGAGCGAUGAGGGAUUCCGGGAACAAUUCAAUUUUAAAACAAAGGUGAUGUAGUUUAUAUUGGAAGCCCUCUGGUCGUCUGUGUUCACACAAUGUUACUACAUAAUUAUUAGUCAGUUCAAAGUGAUUGGAAGUAAUGCGCGAUCAAGAAAGAUAACCCAUGAUAAGGAGAUCCAUCGGGUUUCCUCGGCAAUCGCCUCUACUAAUAAUGCCUGGAUGAUCACUCAAUUAGUUAGUGUUUCACUGUUGCUUUUGUUGUAGUGUUCUGAUUGACGCCAGGAAAGCAGUGUUCAGCAUUUUAUUUUUGCGUCUCAUUUCUAAAAAUUCAUUUGGACAUGAAGGAGAUGUCCACGGUAGAAAUAUUGAAGAUUUGGAAAGAUGGCGUGACUUUUAUGGAGAAGGGCAACUACGAAGAGGCACUAAAAAACUUUAUGGCUCUAGAAGGAAGGACUGAUUCUUCACAGCAACUGAUCACUUCGGGCAGAAAUCUGUUUAACAUUGGACAAAUGUAUCUGGCCCUUGGAAGAAUGGAAAUGGCCGCACAGGUGUGACACAUUACCGGAGUGUGCAUGUUUCUUUUGUUAAGUAGAUGAUCUAACAAUGAUUAUUAUGAUCUACUCCAUUUCUAUAAGGCAUUUGAAGAGUCAAUAGCAAAAGACCCAAUGAUGGCGAUCGCCCAUUAUACCUUGGGAAGCGUCAAUUUGGCUUUAGAUAGGUGAGGAAGAUUUGAAGUUUGCUGCCAUAUAAUGUUGAACUUGGUUACUUGUCAACCUUAUAAAGAAUCUAAGCAAGAUUAUUGUGCUGUUUCAAAUAAAAAAUGAAAGCAAAACUCUUUCAUCUACAACGGUAAAAUUUGAUGUAAAAUACAAGGUAACUUGCCUCAGAUAAUCAAAAUGAUAACCUUAUUAUCGAAUGUAAGUGGUCAUCACCUGCCCGAAUUGAGCGCCAGUAGGACAUAUCAUGCGUUGUAUAUGGUCACUGAGCAUUUCGCCACUUUAACAAUUGUUCUUGUUUUUUUUUUCUUCUUUCAAGUGGAAACUUCUAAGUUAUGGCUAGUUUUUUUUCUCAGAUUUUGUCAUAGUUUUGACUGAUUGGUAAUAGGACUUCGUCAAAUUUUGCCUGUAAUCAUUCUCGUGAUUAACAAUCGGACUCCUGCUUCGCGGUCGUCCGAUUUCGUUGAUUACCGAUCCAACUGUACUCGACUCAGACUUAUUACCAUUAUUUGUAUUGCAAUUCAACCAUUUUUUUUCAUUGCUUCAGAAAUGAAAGAGCCUUAAAGAACUUUAGUGACGCUGCUUUAUUUCUUCGUGGAAACAAAUUGAUAAAGUAUGAUCAAUUAGGCUUGAAGGUUAACCUUUACUUAUGUGAGGUAGGCUUUCAAUUUUAUUUUUGUUGUUAUUAUUAUUAUUAUUAUUUCUCAUUGCUGAACCUGUCCUAACUGACAAAAACGUGACACACUCGUCAUCUUUCGUUUUCCUCCACACAAUUCUCGGGUACUCGUGUUCAUUCAGUCUAAUGUGUGUGUUUUAUACCUGUUCAAAUUACCUAGAACAUCUCUCCAGUUUACAAAUAGUGUUUUUGUUUUGGGUGUGUAGGUUCUAGCUAACAGGGCCGUUGCUCAGUCCAGAUUAAAGAAUGCCGAAGAAGCCAAGAAUGAUUUUUUGAUGGCCUUACAAUUCAAGAUGGAGCCACGACAAAGCGUCAUUCAGGACCUUCUUCUUUGCUGGCAGGUUAGCGAGACAUGUAUAUUUCAGUGACAAGAAAUGAAAGUUACAUCUGACAGCUUUUAGUUAAUGUGACCGCAAUCUUGGUAAAACAUAAUAGUAUAAAGUAACAUAUCAACAGUAUAAAUUCUCAUAUGACCAACCAAUCAUCUUUUCAACCAACCACCAAAGAAUUUAACCAAUCUUCUCAAAGAGAAAAACCAGUAAUUCCUACUGGUAAAGAACUUAAUCUUUCAACAAAUCAAAUAAAUUACUGGGAAAAGGAGAGAAUAACUAUGCCACACGCAAAAUAUUAACCAUAAAAAAUUUGAAAACCAACUGAUCAUGCUUUCCCGACUGAAUGGCGUCGGGACGAAUCAGGUUAAUCAGAACUUCUAGCAGAAUGACUGACUCACCUGGCAAGAGCUGCCAAACACCAUAUAGCUGAUCCCAAAAUUCACGGAGAUGUUUAUUUUCUUUUUCAUCUUUUUCAUUUCAGUCUGGAAAGAGUGUAGAGCCUCUUAAGAUGCCAUCGCCAUCUGUUUUCAAACCUUCAAAAGGAGCCACUGAUGCUAUAAACAAAGAACAUAAAUUCAUGGAGAAAUCCAAGGUUCGUAGGUCGUCUGAACAAUAUUGUAAAUAAGCCACGUUAAAGUGUUUCUAAAGCUAACGUUUUAAGCCCUUACAUUACUAACUCAGUUGAUAAGACCAAAUUAUUUUGUAAUAUUCCGCGCUGACUCGGCACCACAGUUUCUUUUUAGAAAAUUACCCCCUAUAUGAAUUAUAUUUGCUUGCUAGAAUGUCACAAAUGGAUGCUGAUCCACGGUUUAUAGUGAAAUGGGUUAUUGUUGCCUUCAGGUCGUUGCUGAGGUUCAAGUUAGAAGUUUCCCUGGCCCACGAACUACACCAGCUAAGGUAAAUUACCACACAAACUCUCCAAAUAGAAUAUAUAUAUAUAUAUAUAUAUAUAUAUAUAUAUAGAGCACUGUUUUACGAAAGUCCAAAUUUUACAUUAUAUAUAUAUAUAUAUUUAUUAAUGUAUGUAUAGAUAGAUUGAUACCUGACACAUUAUUGAUAAUUCUGAAAGUUCUAUUCCAUUUCUUUAGUUUUGUUUGCCUUGAUUGCUUCCUGUGGAAAGAGAGAUGUCACAGAGAGCUUAAACAAUAAAUAUAAGGGCAUAUAAAAAUGUCUAAUUUUUUAGAAGGGGAAAUAUUAGGGUGCCUUCCGUUGAAAAAAUUAUUUUUGGCCUGGAUCCUGGUAGUGGUGAGGGGUCAUUCAGUGGAGGAGCUGCAACACUUAACUGUCUGCGAAUGAGAGGAUGGCAGUAGUACAAUUGCGGCUGAGCUAAUUUCUGUUUUGUUUCAACCUCAUUGCAGCCCCAACCGACUCGUUCCCCACCUCGUUCUCCGACCCUCUCAAAAGCUGUGGCAGAUGAAUCUCUUUCCGAACAGCACCUCCCUCAAGCAGCUUAUGUGGUCAGUAACAACGUAAUAACGUAGGACCCUCAAUAUCACGGAAUUAGAAAGGAAUUCAGUGCUGAAUUCAUUUUACUGGAUUGUUGUUCUGGUCAAUUACUUAAGACAUCGGUUGGGGUAAUUUGCGAUUAAACACUAUAAGCUAUGAAUGAAAACACAGUGCUGAAUUUUAGUUGAUAAGUCACGGAAAUGACAUGAAAUGAUAAACCUGGAUGCCCUCUGGAAAUUCCUUGCAACAGCAAAGAUCCGUCAGAUCCACAUCCACAUACAAAAAAAAGAGAGAAAAAGAAAGCAUAAACAGAACAAAACAAUAUUACUUUUUUUUUAUUUUGACCUCGCCCUUAGAAAUCCACAAGAGAUGCACUGCUAAACGACUUACGGAAAAACGAAACAGUCACAUCUGGGAAGGAACCUCCCAAUAAACCGCUCCCCGUUGUACCUGACUUUGUAGACAGCCCUCAACAGUCGCCGCGUGCUUCUCCUACUCCGAGAUUUCCGAGAUCUGAUUCUGGAUAUCUUUCACCCCGAUCUUCAACAAAGAGUUCAAAGAGUGGAUCUAGGCCAGUAACUCCACCGGAAAAUUCCCGACCACGGACUCCUGUUGAAAUGGGACCUCCCUCCAAGCCCCUCCCGCCUACCCCAAGAUCAAAAAGCGUAAGCCCCAUUCCAUCGCGAGUGCCCGCUGAGCCUAGAAAAACACGUGACGUCGAAUUGGUUUUCACACAAUCUAUUAAGGUGGACGAGUCAGUUUCAACCGUGGAACUUUUGAAAGAGGCGGCUGCUGCUUUCAAGCUACCUGAAAAUUCAUUUGCACUUUGGUAAGGCAAUUACCGUGUUAACUAAUUUUUUGUCGUGGUCAUAUAGCGUCGGAGAGUCAACCUUGUAUAAACCCAUUUUUUUUUUCCUUUUACAGGUGCAUGAAGGACAACCAGCUCACAGUUCUACAAGAUCAGGAUCUGGAAGAAAUCCUCCGCUCAUCGUCAAACAACAGUCCCCAAGUUUUCUGCUACGAAAACAAACCAGAGUAAAUGAGUUUCGACUCGAAUUUUCAAUAGCGGAGGGGCUUUGAUCGAUACAUGCCUAGUGGAGAGUCCGUUUUAGAAGAACAAGUAAAAACUUUGCGCUGAACUCACUGCCUUGUUUUGAUCUCAUUGAUAUCGAAAUACAGAUCUCGAAACCCUGACUAAACUGGAGAGCUCUUUUUGUUUCUCCCUAUCAUCACAAACGUAAAAAUCCCAUACGCGGCGAGGGUGGAUAAAAUGAUUACGUUGAAUAAGUCUUCGUGAGGCUAAGACUUUACUAAAACCACUCUGUACUUUUUUGCUUGUUUUUUUGGUUUUUUAGUUUUAGGUUUCGUUUGUUUCUUAUUCAAUAAUAAAACACAAAUAAUG
Pocillopora meandrina is the source of this 4844-nucleotide messenger RNA. NCBI's taxonomy places the organism in Eukaryota, Metazoa, Cnidaria, Anthozoa, Scleractinia, Pocilloporidae. The record is from the annotation of a GenBank genome assembly.